Halichondria panicea is the source of this 1524-nucleotide messenger RNA. RefSeq lists its product as uncharacterized. The transcript has 5 exons. The record is from RefSeq and is a predicted model, not a curated record. Lineage: Eukaryota; Metazoa; Porifera; Demospongiae; Suberitida; Halichondriidae. The coding region runs from base 97 to 1347 and encodes 416 amino acids.
GUUGUAACAUCAAUCACUGUUGCUAUAAAAUAAAGUGAUUGUCUAAAGGCUGGGCAUUGUUUUGUUUAGUGUGAUUGUGCUGUGCAGGAUAAAGUAAUGUCUUCAAUUCUGUUACUCACUCUAUUAGUAGCAUCACUGUCUUCCUCUGUGAGAAGUUUUGAUUUUGAUGUGAGUGCUUACAUUGACUGUGGUGUACAAGGGUUUGUGGAGAGAAACCAACGAAAAUGCUACCGAACACGGGUAGAAGGUGAUCCAUGCAAUCCGAUUGGUUGCAACUCUACUGUCAUUCCAAGAACCAACUUUAGUAUUACCCUCCAGCCGUCACAGGGUGGUGCGUUGCAAACUAAAUUCUGGAGCCCGGGAAAUAUUCGCAACCCUCCAAGAAAUUACCAGAACAAUCGCCAGUGCCAAUACCAUCUCGUCUGUCCAGCAGGGCAAGUGCUCUUUUUUGGAUUUAGAGCUGGCAACUUUGACUUAGAGCCAGCUGAAACCGAUUUCUGUCUAGACUACGUGUUCGUCGAGGAUUUUUCUGAAGGUAGUUUUCUAUUGUGUGGAUCUCAAGCACAAAGAUCUUGGACAAGAGCAGCUCCGCUAAGAGUGGAGUUUAGGAGCAAUGCAGGAGGACGUUAUCCAGGGUUUCAGAUAGAUGCAAUAUGUGUUCAGCCUGAGUUGGGAAACCAGCCUGGGUGUACGUCUCCUCCUCCCGACAAUGUGACUAUUGCAGGCAGGAAAAAAAGGGCCACAGUGGACAAGAGGAGCGUGGUUCCUCUAGUCGGCAACUGUGUACGUGUCCCGAGAGAAGGCUCCAUACUCUACAAAAACCAUGUCCUAAAAGUAGAAGUGAAUGGACACAUUGUAAGAACGUUUCGCUCCAUUCGCAGAUUGAUUUUUUGGACUGGUUUCAGAGGAGUGAGAGCGUUUUACAGAAGUACGAAUGAGCUCAUUUUUGGCUCUGGUCAACUGAAAAUCAUUAACAAUUGUGCCUACUACUAUACAUUUGACAUACCACCUCAGUUGGAGCCUACUGAUAGUGAGACUGAGCUUAUCACCCUACUGCUCAAUGCCACUGUGGCCUUCAUCAGGGACGAGGACACUGAGGACACACCCACUGCCCCACCCACAAGGUUCCCUCCACACCUGGGACUCAAAUUCAACUUCAAUCUAGGAGUGUAUACCAAGAAAUACCAUUACAAAAGAAGCUCGUACUCACAUGUGCACAGCGACCCUCGAGUAUCACAGGAGGCACUAGCCACAGCACUCAAUUGGCAAAAUGCCUGCAAUGUAUUUCUGAGGGAGUCAGCUUUAUCCUAUCUUCAAAUACUUACCGAGAAUGGCAUAUCACCAUGACGACAGCCAAGACAGUACUAGCCUAUCAGACUAAUUAUCUUAAUUUGUUUGUCCUAUCUCCUUCUUGCACCAUUCCCUUAAUACAAUAUUAUUUUCUGUCAGUACUUUCUGUCAGUACAUGUGUUGCAGCAAAGAAAAAGGCUUCUAUUGACCAACCACUAUAGACUAAACAUAUCA